UCUCAUUGCUGCAGCCAUGGCCGAAGCAGUCAAGGCGGCUGCGCGCCAAUUGCCCGCGUUCAAGCUGGGCCAGAAGCAAGUUUACCUACCCAAUCAUGUCAUCACGAUGCUCCGAAAAGAGCACCUCCCGCCCAACGAGGCCUGCUUCAAAGUCCCUCUGCGAUUCACAAAAUUCGAUCUGCGAGACUAUCUAUGGAACCUGUACAACGUCGAGGUCACCAAAGUGCGAGCCUACGUCAAGCAGCAGCCCCUCACUCAGCGCAGCACCAGCUCUCGCUCCUGGUACCGACCGCAGCCCCAGAAGGUCAUGACCGUCGAGCUGGCGAAGCCUUUCCAGUGGCCGGACGUCCCUACGGAUCUGGAGCCCUGGAGCAAUGACCUGUGGAAGAUGCGCGAGGACACGAUUGAGAAGAGGAACGAGGAGCAGCUCGUGCGACAGAAGAUGCAGAUUCCACUCAAGAGCAAGGAACCUGUAUCAAAAGACCGAGAAGAAUUGGGCAAGCUGGCUAAGCAGAUGUUGUCUGGAGAAGUCAAGUGGUCAAACGAUGUGGCGCUGGAUCCUCGGUGGGAUCAGAUUCUGGAGAAAGAGAAGGCUAGGAAACCAGCCGAGACAACAGCAUCAUGAAGGAAAGGAGAAGAAAAAAAGACAAAAUGGAAAACUUGAUGAGGGAGCACGCACACUGAUUUUUCUCCCCGCAAUCUAUUGGGAUAUACAGGAAAAAGGGAGACUACGGCAAUUGGCCAGUGUAUGACUUAGACGCAUAUCAUGUGCAUAUAUGUAUUAUGUAUAUUACUUUUGAACUUGUAAAAAAAGAAAAUUUCCUCGCC
Messenger RNA from Trichoderma atroviride IMI 206040, 828 nucleotides. Its product is annotated as mitochondrial 54S ribosomal protein uL23m. Gene Ontology annotation, cellular component: ribosome; mitochondrial large ribosomal subunit. The record is from RefSeq and is a predicted model, not a curated record. Gene Ontology annotation, molecular function: structural constituent of ribosome. NCBI's taxonomy places the organism in Eukaryota, Fungi, Ascomycota, Sordariomycetes, Hypocreales, Hypocreaceae. Gene Ontology annotation, biological process: mitochondrial translation.